AUGACUCCUCCAGCCACUUUUAUCCACGUUGAUCAAUCCUACGAUGGGGCCGAAGUCGUGCUCAACCGACUUCCAGAGGCGGACAAGCUGCGGCCUCUAACAAGGAAGAGAUGGGGUAUCAUCAACGUAUGGCAGCCCCUGAAAGCAGUCAACCGCGAGCCCCUGGCGAUGUGCGACGCCCGAAGCGUGGAGGACCACGAGCUCCGGCCAGUCACGACUCGGAUUGUUAUCGGUCAGCCCCCAAACACCAUCAACAAGGACAACGAGCAGUGGCAUUUGACUUCUAGCCCACAGCACAGAUGGUACUAUGCUAGUGGUAUGACAACGGAAGAGGCGCUCCUGAUCAAGAACUUCGACUCGAAGCUUGAUGGGCGUGCGAGGCGGGUGCCACACACCGCCAUUCAAACCCCGUAUGAUGAGGGCCCACCACGGCAGAGCAUCGAGAUCAGAUGCUUAGUGUUUUGGGAGAAUGAAGAUAAAGAGUAG
Messenger RNA from Diaporthe batatas, 486 nucleotides. RefSeq lists its product as uncharacterized. Gene Ontology annotation, molecular function: oxidoreductase activity. The transcript is spliced from 2 exons. The record is from RefSeq and is a predicted model, not a curated record. Bases 1 to 486 code for a protein of 161 amino acids. Lineage: Eukaryota; Fungi; Ascomycota; Sordariomycetes; Diaporthales; Diaporthaceae.